AUGAAUCCCCACUCCCUCCGGCCUCCGGCGAGAUGCCGGAGGGGGACCAGCGGUGGUGGUGGUGGGGGCGGUGGCGGUGGUGCUAGGGCAUGUCGCAAGGAGCAGUGUUCUCAAGCACUGCAGUUAUCAGAUAGUGACACUAGUUCCGAGGAAUGUUGGCGUUGUAGCAAUUUCGCACUCUGGCGAUGUUUCGCUGGAAUCUACGAAAGCCACGCGAAGGUGAUCCACUUCAACGCCCCUUUAGCGCAGUCCUCCUCUUUUACAGGCGUAUUCACACGUGCAGUCGUAGCAGCAGCCGUAGCAACAGCAAAAACAGCAGCAACAGCAAUAGCAGGGCCACUAGGAGGAGCAGCAGCAGCAGCGGUCGUGAUGGGAAGAGCAGCAGAGGAGGCAAGCUAUGCCUUCUGCCGGGAGUGCCGUGAAGCUAUGCGUGGCGGCGGCGUCGUCUGGUGCUGCCUGGACUGCUUCCUGGAAGGGGAUAAUCUUAGCCACUUCGCCUACUCAGUGCCUGCUUGGUCCUAUGCCGCGAGCAGCAAUAUUGGGGUGAUUGCCAACAGGGCUCUACAAACCUGCGUCGAGGCAGCUGCAGAUCCCCCCGAGCAAGUCUUGUCACGCGCCAACCGCCUACUCGACUGCAACGGCUUCGGCAUCUACAACCCUGUGGUCAAUAACUGCUUCGACUUUGCCUUUUACUGCAAGACAGGGCGCCGUUGUGACACCCCAGCAAGACCUGCGCGUGACAGUACGACCUGCAUGAUCAUGUAG
Molecule: messenger RNA, 765 nt
Organism: Miscanthus lutarioriparius
Lineage: Eukaryota; Viridiplantae; Streptophyta; Magnoliopsida; Poales; Poaceae
Source: the annotation of a GenBank genome assembly